UAUUUUAAUAUAAAAUGAUGUGGUAAGAUAUUAAAUAUUGGAUUACAGAUCUAGGGGGCAAAACUGAGCCGCCGAGGGACGCUGUGAAACAAGGCCGCUGAGAGGAUCCACAUCCCGACUCGUUGACUUCCGGUUCGAUCAUUGGAAAUCUCCUCAAGGUGCAGACCCUACUAUGGAUACACAUGAUUGGAGGGCUCAGCUGCUGCCUCAUAUUCGCCAAAUAAAAGUCAAUGAAAUAAUGAUUAAAUUAAAGACGCCUAUGUCUCAUGCUGAUGAUGAUGAAUUGAUUGAAGUUCAAAAAAUUGCUCAAAGUUUUGAGCAGAAGACUUAUGCUGGUGCAGCAAACGAGGAGGAUUAUUUACAGAGAAUAUCUUCAAUGAUGCAGUUAAUUGAUAGUUAUCAUAAUCUUUGGAGGGCUCAGCUGCAACCUGAUAGUCGCGAAAGAAUCAUCAACAAAAUAUUGGAAACAUUAGGAAGACAUCUUCCUGUUUCUGGCCAAGAUGGAUUAGAUGAACUUCGUAAAAUUGCUGCAAGAUUUGAGGAGAAGGUUUAUAAUGCAGCAACAAGUCAGUCUGAUUAUCGUCGGAAAAUAUCCUUGAAGAUGCUGACAAUGGAAGCUAAAUGCCAGAACACCAUAGCAAACCCAAACCCUAUGCCAUCAAACUUCGGUGACAACAGGGAUGGUCCUUCAGAUACAGGUUCUGCUUGGGAGGUUCAAGUGCUGGAAAGGGAGGUGAUAUGAUCAGAGGGAGAAAGAGAAAUGCUUGAGUAAGACAAUAUGUAAUAAAAAGGAAGCAAUCACAGUGACUAAUUGACCUUGUCAUCUAUUGAUAGCUCUUUUGUUAUGAUACUCAUUUCCUCAAACCAUUGCAAAUGAUGCGGACUAAAUGUUUGUGAUGACAAUAUGUUAUUUGGAUUCAAGUGUUUUCUGUA
Prosopis cineraria is the source of this 933-nucleotide messenger RNA. Its product is annotated as mediator of RNA polymerase II transcription subunit 15a-like. Gene Ontology annotation, biological process: regulation of DNA-templated transcription. The coding region runs from base 173 to 742 and encodes 189 amino acids. The transcript is spliced from 8 exons. The record is from RefSeq and is a predicted model, not a curated record. Lineage: Eukaryota; Viridiplantae; Streptophyta; Magnoliopsida; Fabales; Fabaceae. Gene Ontology annotation, molecular function: transcription coactivator activity; chromatin DNA binding.